UCCCUCUGCUCUCCUCUGGAUAACCACACGACCUGCAGCAGCCAAUCAGAUCCCUCCUCAGUGUGUUGGCAUGGUGACAGAGGUCAGAGGGUUCAAUGACCCUCAGAAGGAGGAAUACUUCAGGAAGAGAUUCAGAGAGAAGAAAGAGGCCAGCAGGAUCAUCUCCCACAUGAAGACAUCAGGAAGCCUCCACAUCAUGUGCCACAUCCCAGUCUUCUGCUGGAUCACUGCUACAGUUCUAGAGGAUGUGAUGGAGGCCAGAGAGGGAGGAGAGCUGCCCAGAACCCUGACUGAGAUGUACAUCCACUUCCUGGUGGUUCAGACCAAAGUGAAGAAGGUCAAGUAUGAUGGAGGAGCUGAAACUGAUCCUCACUGGAGUCCAGAGAGCAGGAAGAUGAUUGAGUCUCUGGGAAAACUGGCUUUUGAUCAGCUGCAGAAAGGAAACCUGAUCUUCUAUGAAUCAGACCUGACAGAGUGUGGCAUCGAUAUCAGAGCAGCCUCAGUGUAUUCAGGAGUGUUCACACAGAUCUUUAAAGAGGAGAGAGGUCUGUACCAGGACAAGGUGUUCUGCUUCAUCCAUCUGAGUGUUCAGGAGUUUCUGGCUGCUCUUCAUGUCCAUCUGACCUUCAUCAACUCUGGGGUCAACCUGAUGAAAGAAACACAGAAUUUCUUGUGGUUGUGGUGGUUCCUUUUCUUUAAGAAAAAGGUUGAACCAGGAAGCUUUUAUCAGAGUGCAAUAAACAAGGCCCUACAGUUUCCAAAUGGAAACCUGGACUUGUUCCUCCGCUUCCUCCUGGGACUUUCUCUACAGACCAAUCAGAGUCUGCUACAACAUCUGAUGUCACAGAGAGGAACUGACACACACACCAACCAAGAUAUAGUUAAAUACAUCAAGGACAAGAUCAAUAAGGAUCUGACAGUGGAGAAAAGCAUCAAUCUGUUCCACUGUCUGAAUGAACUGAACGAUCGGCUCACCAUCGACACUAACACAGUGAACACCUAGAACCCGUCUGCACUGGGUGGCCCAACCAGAGGCAUAACUCCUGGGAUCACUGGGACUCACACCCCCAUGUAGGGGAUGUGUGUGUGCACAUGUAUGUGUAAACCUGUAUGAAUAUUAAGUAACCUAUAAAUUAUGUAAGAAAGGGAGGAAAAUCAGAGAGAGAGAAGAAGAAAGUUGUUUUUUAACAUGAGGAAAUGAGCACAAUGUGGUGAUAAGAAACGCCUCCACUUGUGAGGUGAUAAAAUGUAUUUUUUAGUUUUUUAAAAAGUUUUCGAGGCUCUAAUAAAGUUUUCUAGGCUCCAGUGGUUGAACAGGAAAUUGGGAGGAGAGAGAAGAGAAUGACAUGCAGCACAUUCUCCAGGUUGACAAAUAAAACCUAUAAAUAACGUCCUAAACAAAACAUAACUUGCAGGCUUAAUGUAAAACUGGUUGAAAAAUGACUGGAUUAGGAAUUUCUUAGCCUCUGUUUCUUUUCUUUUAUACAAGCAGACAGCAAUAAGCUCAACAACACAAAAGUUUUAUAUUUAUCACAAACUAUUUAUCUAAGAAUCGAUUUCUUCCUGUAAUGGAAAUGAUUUCUGAUUAAGUUCUGUUUCCAUACUUUCAUGAAUUGUUCUUCUU
This is a messenger RNA of Poeciliopsis prolifica (blackstripe livebearer), 1624 nucleotides long. RefSeq names its product NLR family CARD domain-containing protein 3-like. The record is from RefSeq and is a predicted model, not a curated record. Bases 71 to 1003 code for a protein of 310 amino acids. Lineage: Eukaryota; Metazoa; Chordata; Actinopteri; Cyprinodontiformes; Poeciliidae. The transcript has a single exon.